GUCCGUCCAUGUGGUGGUGGCCGUGGCCCCGAUCAUCACAAGUUCGGUUCACCUUAUUUGAAACAGCAGGGCAAAUUGCCAAGAUUCAGGUUCAAGCCCGUCCGGAUUGAUCUCGCCCGAUCGCCAGCAUGUCUUGGUCAUCGGAUUUUGACGACGACGAUGAUGAUGGUGAUACCUCUUCCGUGGAUUCGACCUUGAUGAGCUCCGAUGAUGAUGACGAGGAUAUGGAAGAAAGCCUAGAGGAAGACGAGGACGACGAAGACGAGGAGGAUGGAACACUAUCGGAUUUAGCGGGUGGAUUCAGCUCCGACGCAUCGGAUUUCCAUGACACGCCCAUGCGAACGCGACCUCCACCCCGGACUCGACGGCCACCACGUCCUCAGCCACCGGCCGGGCUGAGGCCCUCUUCCAGCGAGUCUUCGGACCCGGGUUCGCCCAUUGUGGCUCGACGGGCAAAGCGGGCCCAAGCCCGGAAGAAGGCCAUCGUGUCGUCGUCGGAAAAUGAAGCCGACGAGGCUGAGCCACGCCCCGGCCCCUCCUCGGGUCUGGCGGGUACGGGCGCUCAGCCGGAGGCCGACGGCUCCUCGUCCUCGGAUGACACUGGUCAGACGGAAUGUUGUUCCAUCUGUCUUUUGAAGCUGAAAGGCCAAGAGAUUGGCGUGCCUGAUGCUUGUGAGCAUCGUUACUGCGCCGAAUGCCUGAUCGAAUGGUCGGAAAACGUGUCCACGUGUCCCAUUGAUCGACGGAACAUGCGGCGGAUCCAAAUCUGGCAGGCGGGGCAGAAGGUACGGGUCCAUAAAGUCCAGAAACGCUCCACGGUCGAGCUCACGCCCCAAGAUGUGGCUGGCAACUACUUCGACGACACGUGUUUUUGCGAGUUCUGCGGCUCGGGUGAAAAUGCCCACACGCUCUUGUUGUGCGAUGGGUGUGAUUUGGGCUAUCAUAUGGUGUGUUUAGAACCCCCGUUGGCCCGCAUACCUCAAGGCCGCUGGUUCUGCCCGACGUGUCAAAAGGCCGGUAUUGGACGUGCCCCGGUGUCCCGGACCCGAUUGCCCACGCCGCCCCGUUUUGACGAAUUCCGCGAUACGGAUGAUAGUUUCGUCGUCGAGGAUGGCGAUUUGGACGAAUCUUGGCGACGGGAAUUGGAUUCCAGUUUCGUGGUUCCCAGGACGGUGGAAACGGAACGCAUUCAAAAGCGCGUGCAACAGAUCCGCAGGAAAAAGGCUCAAACCAAACGUAAGACGACCAAACGAACCCCCAAAAAGAGGAGGAAAAGAAAAACAACGACCACGACCGCAUCCGCAUCCAGCUCCAAGAAGAAAAGAAGCUCUACCACCACCCGUCGCAAGAAGACCUCCUCGAGUCGUAAAACGAAAGGUAAGGGUAAAGGGAAAGGCAAGAGUAGCCAAAGAAGAAAACCGGAUGCAACUGAAGACAGAGCCGAGGGAACAACUGCCCCGCUGUCGCUCUUCGGGAGAAAGAAUGAUUUGGACUUUUGCGGCGAUGAGUCAAUUUACUUCCCAGAAAAUCCCCAGCCGAGUACUAGUAGUGGGGUCCGUCCACGCCAUCCCGACAUGACUCACUCGAGAGCGGCCAAGAUCCUCGAGAUGUCCCAAAAAGCACCGCCCAAGACACCAGAGGCCUCUAGUAGCUCGACCAUGGAUCUUUUGGGAAGUAUUAUGGCUUCCCAAGCUGCCACCUUGAAUACCCAUGGCUCCCAGACUGUGUCCACGAAAUUGAAAGAAGUUUAUACGAAACCUGAAGGGAUAGAACAAGCCCCUUUAGAGAAAUGUAAAUCACCGCCCAUAUCCCGACCCCCUUAUCGUAAAACGAGCUCUUCUAGCGCGGUAACGAUAGCAUCUCCCAAAGAGACCCUGUCUAAGCUAGCUAGGAUCAAGGAGCAUACGAGUCAGUCUAUCAAAUCCCUUUCCACGUCAAUCAAAGACAAGAAGAACUCUCACGAGACCAAUACUGGAGAAUCCAAGGAUUUGACGCGCAUCGUUUCCAAGCGAUCUUCUGCUUAUCACUCAGAGUCGAAGGACUUCUCGCAGAUGGAGAGUAAGAAAAUCAAACUUGAACAAGAUGCCGUAACUUUUGAUCCCACCAAGAGAUCGUAUGAGCCCAGUGUGUCCAGACCUUCAACUUCUUCUCUCUCCUCCUCUUCUGUCUCCUCUUCCUCCUCCUCAGCUGAAAAUUCGUCCCGCUCCGCCCCUUUCUCCUCUAGUUCUUCGCUGGAGAGGAAGACCCAAAAACUUACAGAAAUUUCGUUGGUGGUCAAAAAAUAUCUCAAGCCCUUCCAUGAGCGCGGAACUAUCUCGAAAGCAGACUAUAAGUUUGUUCUGAAGAAAAGCGUGGAGAAGAUAUUCUCUAGCCAUUCCAAUCGAUUGCAACCCGAAAAGGUGGAGUCUCUAGUGAACGCCUACGUCAAAGGGAUUAACAUUUCGUACUAAAUUUAUAUCAUUUACUGUGAUAGGUAAAAUGAGUUUACAAAUCCAAAAGAUAAGAUCCUU
Molecule: messenger RNA, 2510 nt
Organism: Tigriopus californicus
Lineage: Eukaryota; Metazoa; Arthropoda; Copepoda; Harpacticoida; Harpacticidae
Product: PHD and RING finger domain-containing protein 1-like
Exons: 1
Coding region: 129-2450 (773 amino acids)
Source: RefSeq, a predicted model, not a curated record